AUGGGACACCGAAGGUUUUUGCCAAAAGAACAUGUGUUUCGCACUUGGAAGAAAGCAUUUGACGGUAAGCAAGAAUUUGGAUUGCCACCGCCACCUUUGCUAGGGGAACAAGUGUUAGAAAAGUUGAAUAAAGUUCAAUUCCACCUUGGAAAGCGAAAAGCAAAUCCAAAGAAAAGAAAAGGUCGUCGUGAGAAAAGUGACGUUUUUGCAAAUGAACCUCAAGGGCCAUGGAAGAAGAAGUCAAUAUUUUUUGAGCUCGAGUAUUGGAAGCAUUUGUUGAUACGUCAUAAUCUAGAUGUGAUGCACAUCGAGAAAAAUGUGUCAGACAGCUUGCUUAAUACCUUGUUCAAUAUUCCUGGGCGUAGCAAAGAUGGAAUCAAAUCCCGCUUAGAUUUGAAAGAGUUAGGGAUUCGUUCCAAUUUACACCCACAAGUUGUUGGUCGACGAACGUUCUUACCACCAGCUUGUCAUGCUCUAACUAAAGCAAAAACAAUCUUUGUGCGGUUCUAUCUCCUGUGUGAAAAAUCUCAAGAUAGAAAUUAUAGAAGUUUUGUGUUACUUGGAACAAUUUUUCCCGCCUUCCUUUUUCGACAUAAUGGUCCACCUAACAGUGCAUUUGGUCGAGAAGUAAAGUUAUGUGGACUCGUGUACUUGAGAUGGAUGUACCCAUUCGAACGAUACAUGAAAAUCUUGAAGGGUUAUGUCAGAAAUAGAAGUAGGCCUGAGGGUUGUAUUGUUGAAUCAUACAUCGUUGAAGAGACGAUUGAAUUCUGCUCAGACUACUUGUCAGAGGUUACCACUGUUGGCUCUCGCUCUACUCGGGUCGAUAGGGAAAUAAGCAGAGGGGGUAGGGGUUUUUCUGUUUGUGGUGUGAGUCGAGCUGAUUGUGAAGAAGCGCACCGGCUUGUGUUGCAAAAUACUGAUGUUGUCCAACCGUACAUUGAGGAACAUUUUAAUUGGAUCAAGACUACUAAUCCGACUAAGGCACGAAAUCAAAAAUGGGUACAAGAUGAACAUUAUCGAAAUUUCAGUACAUGGUUAAAAAACAAGGUAUAUGCAGAAAUGUGUGAAUCUCCGUGUAGUGUGUCCAACACACUACUUUGCAUAUCACGAGGUCCUUCGUGUGAUGUACUCAAGUUCCCAUCGUACUAUAUAAAUAGUACUCAAUUUUGCACCCAAGCCCGUGAUAAAUCUAGAAAAACUCAAAAUAGCGGUGUCAUGAUUGUUGCUAAGGCUUUCCAAAUAUCUAGUUCAAAAGACAAAAACCCUAUUGAAUGUGACAUGUCUUUUUACGGUGUAAUUCAAGAAAUUUGGGAAUUAGAUUACAGUAGUUUUCGAAUCCCUGUUUUUCUUUGUGAUUGGGUUAGGAGUGAUAAUGGGGUCAAAGACGAUGAAUUUGGAUUCAAGUUGGUGGACUUGAACCGAAUCGGACACAAGUCCGAUAGGUUUAUAAUGGCGUCCCAAGCAAGUCAAGUGUUUUACAUGAGUGAUCCAUUAGAUGCACGCUGGUCAGUUGUCUUGACGACACAACCAAAAGAUUAUGAUAAUCAAGAGUGUAAUGGCGAUGAUCUCAUGCUUAGUGACCAAAUUCAUCAAAUCACCCCACCACCUGUUGAUGUCACCGUUGGGGACGAUAUCAUAUCAUCUCGUGAUGAUGGUGAAGGAUUAUGGUUGAACGAAUCUAUCAACACAUGA
Cannabis sativa is the source of this 1695-nucleotide messenger RNA. RefSeq lists its product as uncharacterized. The record is from RefSeq and is a predicted model, not a curated record. NCBI's taxonomy places the organism in Eukaryota, Viridiplantae, Streptophyta, Magnoliopsida, Rosales, Cannabaceae. Bases 1 to 1695 code for a protein of 564 amino acids. The transcript has 4 exons.